AUGGCUGCAGCCCUGCAGGUCCUGCCCUGCUUGACCCGAGCCCCCUUGCGUCCACUUCUCUUGAGGCGCCCAGUGGUCCGGCUGGCCAGUGGCAUGGCCUUGGCAGAACAGGCACAGCAGUUGUUUCAGAGUGCUGUGGGAGCUGUGCUGCCGGGCCCCAUGCUGCACCGGGCACUGUCCUUGGACCCUGGUGGCAGACAGCUGAAGGUGCGGGACCGGAGCUUUCAGCUGCGGCAAAACCUCUACCUCGUGGGCUUUGGCAAGGCUGUGCUGGGUAUGGCAGCUGCAGCUGAGGAGUUACUGGGCCAGCACCUUGUGCAAGGUGUGAUCAGCAUUCCCAAGGGGAUUCGUGCUGCCAUGGAGCACGCCAGCAAGUGGGAGAUGCUGCUGAAGCCCCACAGCCGUGUCCAGGUAUUCGAGGGUGCAGAGGACAACCUGCCAGACCGUGAUGCGCUGCGGGCUGCACUGGCCAUCCGGCAGCUGGCUGAGGGACUCACAGCCGAUGACUUGCUGCUCGUGCUCAUCUCAGGUGGGGGCUCAGCCCUACUGCCCGCCCCCAUCCCACCUGUCACACUGGAGGAGAAGCAGAUGCUCACCAAGCUGCUGGCAGCCCGCGGAGCCACCAUCCAGGAGCUGAACACUAUCCGGAAGGCUCUGUCCCAGCUUAAGGGUGGGGGACUGGCUCAAGCUGCCUACCCUGCUCAGGUGGUGAGCCUGAUCCUGUCAGAUGUGGUGGGGGACCCUGUGGAGGUGAUUGCCAGCGGCCCCACUGUGGCCAGUGCCCACAACGUGCAAGAUUGCCUGCAUAUCCUCAAUCACUAUGGCCUUCGUGCUGCCCUGCCACGUUCCGUGAAGACUGUGCUGGCUCGGGCUGACUCUGACCCCCGUGGGCCACACACCUGUGGUCACGUCCUCAAUGUGAUCAUUGGCUCCAAUGUGCUGGCACUGGCUGAGGCCCAGCGGAAGGCUGAGGCGCUGGGCUACAGGGCCAUGGUGCUGAGCGCAGCCAUGCAGGGUGAUGUGAAAAGCGUGGCCCAGUUCUAUGGGCUGCUGGCCCGGGUGGCUGGAACCCACCUCACCCCAUCCGUGGCUAGGGCUUCUGAGGAGGAGGCUGCAAAACUCCAUGAGCUGGCAGCUGAGCUCCAGCUCACAGACCUGCAGCUAGAGGAGACUCUGGAGGCUGUGGCGGGAGCUAGGGUCCCAGUCUGCCUGCUGGCUGGUGGUGAGCCCACAGUGCAGCUGCAGGGCUCGGGCAAGGGUGGCCGAAACCAGGAACUGGCCCUGCGUGUUGGGGCAGAGCUGGGAAGACAGCCACUGGGGCCCAUUGAUGUGCUGUUUUUGAGCGGUGGCACUGAUGGGCAAGAUGGGCCCACAGAGGCUGCUGGAGCCUGGGUCACGCCUGAGCUUGCCAGCCAGGCUGCUGCAGAAGGCCUGGACAUGGCCACUUUCCUAGCCCACAAUGACUCGCACACCUUCUUCUGCCGCCUUCAGGGUGGGACACACCUGUUGCGAACAGGGCUGACAGGUACCAACGUCAUGGACACCCACCUCCUGUUCUUGCGACCUUGGUGAUAGCAUAGGUCACAUUUUGGGACUCCGGAGGAGGCCUAUAAGGGCAGAAUUCUAGGGCCGACCACGGUUGGUCCCCAGGGCCUCACCAGGCCUUAGGGCCCCUCGUCUUCUUGACCCUGGCUGCUUCAUUGGCCUUCAUAUCUCCCACC
Molecule: messenger RNA, 1721 nt
Organism: Galeopterus variegatus (Sunda flying lemur)
Lineage: Eukaryota; Metazoa; Chordata; Mammalia; Dermoptera; Cynocephalidae
Gene: GLYCTK
Product: glycerate kinase
Exons: 4
Coding region: 1-1572 (523 amino acids)
Biological process (GO): protein phosphorylation
Cellular component (GO): cytoplasm
Molecular function (GO): glycerate kinase activity
Source: RefSeq, a predicted model, not a curated record